AUGGCCGAACCUCCAGCAAGUUGGGAUCAACAAGACGAUGACAGUUCAACUCUGCCAUCACUCGCUUCAAAAUUGGGUGGCUUAAAUGUAAAUGCCAUGGAAUUUGUACCGUCAUUUGGUUUCAAGCCAACACCUGCCCCUCAACCUACAGUUCCGAAGACUCCACCAUCGACACCGGUUGUAUCUCAACAUACGACGACGACGACUACUACUGAAGAUAAAAAUAAACAAGCUGAACCGGUCAUCAAAGCAGAUGAAUUAAAUAUUCAACAACAAGUAAAACCAGCAGUAACAACUGUCGCUGAAACAUACCUUGAUGAUAUUUCGAAGAACGAAAUUGAAAGAGUACUCGAUGAUACAGCGAAAAACGCAGCAGCAGCCAACAAAACCGGUACACCAACGAGUUCAGCAGUUCCAAAAGAGAAGAAAAAUGUUGUUGUUAAACGAGAUAUCGUGCGAAAGAAAGAACCGCUUAACAUUAUUUUCUGUGGCCAUGUCGAUGCUGGAAAGUCAACUAUUGGCGGCCAGCUUAUGUACUUGACAGGACAAGUUGAUCAACGAACUCUAGACAAAUAUCAAGCUGAAGCUCGUGAAAAGUCUCGUGAAUCUUGGUAUUUAUCAUGGGCAUUGGACACGAAUGAUGAAGAAAGGGACAAAGGAAAAACUGUCGAAGUCGGUCGAGCUUGGUUCGAAACUGAAAAGAAACAUUUCAUUAUUCUCGAUGCACCUGGUCACAAAUGUUUUGUACCAAACAUGAUUGGAGGAGCAUCUCAAGCUGAUAUUGCCAUCCUUGUCAUUUCAGCACGAAAAGGUGAAUUUGAAACUGGUUUCGACCGUGGUGGACAAACUCGUGAACAUGCCAUGUUAGUCAAAACAGCUGGCGUUCGUUACUUAGUUGUUCUCAUUAACAAAAUGGAUGAUUCAACUGUCAAUUGGGAUCAAGCGAGAUAUGAUGAAAUCAAAGACAAACUAACACCCUAUUUGAAGAAAUGUGGAUUCAAGCCUGGCGAAGAUACCAUCUUUAUGCCUUGCAGUGGAAUGAGUGGAGCCUUUCUUAAAGAACAUCCGGGUGAACAAAUUGUAUCUUGGUACAAAGGACCAACAUUUAUUGAAUAUCUGGAUGGAUUGCCAUCAUUUAAUCGAAGCAUUGAUGGUCCACUUCGUAUGCCUAUUGUCGAAAGAUAUAAGGAAAUGGGUGUCAUUGUUAUGGGCAAAAUUGAAUCUGGAUGCUGUCGAGUGGGCGAUAAAUGUGUCCUCAUGCCCAAUCGUACUAAAGUCGAAGUGACAAAUAUUUACUACGAAGAAAUAGAAACCGAUUCGUGUGUUUGUGGUGAAAAUGUUCGAUUGAAACUAAAGAAUGUUGAAGAAGAAGAAAUUUCACCUGGAUUUAUCUUGUGUGAUGCCGAACAAGAACCAUGUGGUGUUGGAAAAAUAUUCGAUGCACAAGUUGCGAUUAUUGAACACAAAUCAAUCAUAUGUCCUGGCUAUUCUGCUAUUCUUCAUGUUCAUGCUGCAGCUGUUGAAGUUCAGUUGAAAAAACUCAUCACAUUAGUCGAUCGAAAAACAGGCGAAAGAACUCAAGAGCAUCCUCGUUUCGUUAAACAGGAUCAAGUUGCCAUUGCAAGAUUUGAGUUAGCUCAAGCAGGCCAAGCAAUUUGCAUGGAAACAUUCAAACGGUUCCCUCAACUUGGUCGAUUCACCCUACGAGACGAAGGGCGAACUGUAGCGGUCGGCAAAGUUCUCAAAAUAAUCGAAUUUUGUCCUCUGUUUCUCAUGUUAUUUUCACGUUUACUAGUUCCACGAAUAAAACUGAAUGUUGCUUGUCGACCGAAGUCCAUAGAGAGAAAUCUAGUUGAUGAGUUGAAUCAAAUCAAAUCCAAAGAUCUUGCGAAAAUACUCAAUGAACAGCAAGCAAAAGAUUUUCUGCAGCUGAGACGAUCGCUAGUUGAUAAAUUCUUUGGUUAUUUGUGUUCUUUGAAAGAUCGCAGCGAAAAUCAACAACAUCGAGUUCAUGUUGAACCUCGUCUGACGACACAACUGACUGCUGACAUUGAAAGCGUCUGUAGUGUUGACUUCACUUCGUCAUAUAUCAAUUGGACAAUUGUCAGUACAGGAAGACAAGAUAAGAAUAGUUUUGCGAUCAAACAGAUGAGUUCAAUAGAGGUUGAUCUGUAUGGAAAGUACAAUUUCAUCAAAACAUUCAAUAAAGUUGAUUACUUAUUAGAGCUGUUUUUAUUUCAGCUAUCCGAAAGCCAUAAAAAUCCAGGAAAUCCAUGUUUCGGUUCCGACGAGAUCCGACGUGGGAUCCGAUCGGAUCCGAGACCGUCGGAAUCCAAUGCGAUUCCGUCACCAGGAUUGCAUCGGAUCCGUCGAAUUCCUGUAGGAUCCGGUAAAAUUCAGUAUUGGAUCCGAUGGGAUUCGAUGGGAUCCGGUGGGAUCCGAGUAUGGGAUUGUUCGACCUGGGGAUGUGACGAGCCAUCAUUCGGUUCUUUCUUGCCGCUACGUGAUUGA
Messenger RNA from Adineta ricciae, 2511 nucleotides. The record is from the annotation of a GenBank genome assembly. Lineage: Eukaryota; Metazoa; Rotifera; Eurotatoria; Adinetida; Adinetidae.